Molecule: messenger RNA, 1972 nt
Organism: Misgurnus anguillicaudatus (oriental weatherfish)
Lineage: Eukaryota; Metazoa; Chordata; Actinopteri; Cypriniformes; Cobitidae
Source: RefSeq, a predicted model, not a curated record
UGCGGAAGUGGAAAAACGGAUCCCCGCCCGCUUCCGGGUUCCGCCUCGCGCACAUCCUGAUUUUCUGAUCGCUUGCACCCGGAGCUCACCGGCGCUUUAACCCGCUCGAGAUGGCUGCACGGUUACCGGCAUGCGUUGUGGAUUGUGGCACCGGGUACACUAAACUGGGCUAUGCAGGAAACACAGAGCCACAGUUCAUCGUUCCAUCAUGCAUAGCCAUCAAAGAAUCUGCAAAGGUGGGCGAUCAAGCCCAGAGGAGGAUGAUGAAGGGUGUGGAUGACCUUGACUUCUUCAUUGGGGACGAGGCCAUCGAUAAACCCAAUUAUGCCACCAAAUGGCCAAUAAGACAUGGAAUUGUUGAGGACUGGGAUCUGAUGGAGAGAUUUAUGGAGCAGGUGAUCUUUAAGUACUUGAGGGCUGAACCUGAGGAUCAUUACUUCCUACUGACUGAACCUCCUUUAAAUACCCCUGAGAACCGCGAGUACACUGCUGAGAUCAUGUUUGAGUCCUUCAAUGUGCCGGGCUUGUACAUCGCUGUGCAGGCCGUUUUAGCUUUGGCAGCGUCAUGGACAUCCCGUCAGGUGGGGGAGAGAACACUCACAGGAACUGUCAUCGACAGCGGAGACGGGGUUACACACGUCAUUCCAGUGGCAGAAGGUUACGUGAUUGGCAGCUGUAUUAAACACAUACCCAUUGCGGGGCGGGACAUCACAUAUUUCACACAGCAGUUACUGAGGGAGCGAGAGGUGGGCAUCCCGCCCGAACAAUCGCUGGAGACGGCUAAAGCUGUCAAGGAACGUUUCAGUUAUGUGUGUCCUGACCUGGUGAAGGAGUUUAAUAAAUAUGACACAGACGGAUCAAAGUGGAUCAAACAGUACACUGGUAUCAACGCUAUCAGCAAGAAAGAGUUCACCGUUGACGUGGGAUAUGAGCGCUUCCUGGGGCCAGAAAUCUUCUUCCAUCCUGAGUUUGCUAAUCCUGACUUCACUCAGCCCAUCUCAGAGGUGGUGGAUGAGGUCAUUCAGAACUGUCCAAUAGAUGUCCGUCGUCCCCUCUAUAAGAACAUCGUUUUGUCGGGCGGGUCCACCAUGUUUCGUGACUUUGGCCGUCGUUUGCAAAGAGACUUGAAAAGAACGGUGGAUGCUCGACUGAAACUCAGCGAAGAGCUCAGUGGAGGAAAACUCAAGCCUAAACCAAUCGACGUUCAGGUCAUAACACAUCACAUGCAGCGAUAUGCUGUGUGGUUUGGAGGUUCCAUGUUGGCGUCCACUCCGGAGUUCUACCAAGUGUGUCACACCAAAAAGGAUUACGAGGAGAUUGGGCCCAGCAUCUGCCGCCACAAUCCUGUGUUUGGCGUCAUGUCCUAAACACACACACACACACACACACACACACACGCAAUGGUCAGGUGCUGUUGCAACGAGUACUUUUUUUAAUGUUGGUCCCCUCAGAAAGCAAAAACAGCCAAUGACUGCUGGAAACAGACUAAUGUGUUUAGCAUUUUUGUUGAUUUGCCCCAAGUGUAAACACAGUAAACAGUCUCAUGUGAUAGUGUGAUGGGAUAUAACUGAUAAUAAGAUUGAUGAUAAAACUGGGUUAGGUUGAAUAUUGUUGUACUGUUAAGGAAAUCACAUGUUGAACUGUGUGUUUGGAUAAAUCUGGUCUCUCUUUUAAAGUUUCAUGGAAGCAAAAUGCCUUACAGAUUAAAACAAAGCAAUUUCUUUCUCGUCUUUGAUACUUUCUAAUCCUUUAAUGUUUAUAACUAAAAAAGUUCAAAACUUCCAUAUACUUGAUUUUCUUUCUUUGCUCAUGGUGUUUCGCCUGCUUUUACCUUCAUUAUUGGAAAUAAGAUAAACCUGACCGAAAGUUGAAUAAUGGCAGUAUUAACAGAAGCUAAAUUAAAGGUGGAUUGUUUGAAAAUAUAAAUGUAAAAGCAAGAACAUUCCAAUUAAAGCUUGUCCUUUCUAAUGAA